Messenger RNA from Thunnus maccoyii (southern bluefin tuna), 2743 nucleotides. Its product is annotated as zinc finger protein OZF-like. The record is from RefSeq and is a predicted model, not a curated record. Gene Ontology annotation, biological process: regulation of transcription by RNA polymerase II. The transcript is spliced from 2 exons. NCBI's taxonomy places the organism in Eukaryota, Metazoa, Chordata, Actinopteri, Scombriformes, Scombridae. The coding region runs from base 131 to 1618 and encodes 495 amino acids. Gene Ontology annotation, molecular function: RNA polymerase II cis-regulatory region sequence-specific DNA binding; DNA-binding transcription factor activity, RNA polymerase II-specific.
AAGCUUAACAGUGUAACACCCAGCGGAAGUAAACAACACAGGAGCUAGCCGCGUUAGCUGGUUGGUGUCCUGUGCACGGAAGAAGUCUCUCAACAGGACACGGAGACAUCUUACUUAUAAUUAAACAACAAUGUCUGCAGUUGAGUGUUUGCGAGAGUUAAUGAACGAGCGACUAACUGCUGCUGCUGAAGAAAUAUUCCGAGUUUUUCAAGAAACUAUCUCAGAAUACGAGAAAGAGAUCAACCGUCAGCGCAUACUGCUGGAUAUCGUUUGGAAACCUGAAAUAAAGUUACACAGAACAGAGCUCCCACAGCAACAUGUCUGUAAGGAGGAGGAGGUUCUCGCUGACCAGCAGCUCUGUGACCUGGAGAAAAACUCCAGUCUGGACCAAGAGGACCCAGAGCCUCCACAGAUUAAAGAGGAACAGAAGGAACUCUGCACCAGUCUGGACCAAGAGGACCCAGAGCCUCCACAGAUUAAAGAGGAACAGAAGGAACUCUGCACCAGUCUGGACCAAGAGGACCCAGAGCCUCCACAGAUUAAAGAGGAACAGAAGGAACUCUGUACCAGUCUGGAGGGAGAAUGGCUGGUGAUGAAGCAGGAGACAGAAACCUUUAUGUUGACUCCUACUUGUGAUGAAAGUGAAGAUCAGACUCUGGACUUGAGUCCUGAUGAAGCUCAGAGUGAAGCAGAGGAAGAGCAUGUUGUCAGCAUGUCAGUUCAAAGUUCUGUGGUACCAGAACCAAACAAUGAUGACCAGCUGUUCUCUCACAACUCUCAUGUAGCUGAGAGCCAAGAUCACAAAAGAGGCAAACAUGGAGACUCAGGAUCAACUAGAAAAGCAGAGCCAAAACUAAAGAAGAGACGUCACAGAAGAAAAAAUCACACUAACAAUGAAGACAACUCUACCAAAUUAAAGAUUCACAAUAAUACUGAUACAGGGGAAAAGUCCUUAAAAUGCGGCACUUGUGGGAAAUCUUUUAUGUGCAAGUCCAUCUUGCACAGACAUCUGAGAGUCCAUACAGGUGAUAGGCCAUAUCCAUGUAAUACCUGUGAGAAAAGAUUCUCUCAGCCAGGUGCAUUAAAAGCGCAUCUGAGAAUCCACACAGGUGAGAAGCCGUACCCAUGUAACACUUGUGAGAAAAGAUUCUCUCAGCUGAGCCAAUUAAAAGCACAUAUGACAGUCCACACAGGUGAGAAGCCGUACUCAUGUAACACUUGUGGGAAAAGAUUCUCUCGUCUGGGCCAAUUAAAGGUACAUAUGACAAUCCACACAGGUGAGAAGCCGUACUCAUGUAACACUUGUGGGAAAAGAUUCUCUCAGCUGGGUGCGUUAAACCUGCAUAUGAGAACACACACAGGUGAGAAGCCGUACUCAUGUAACACUUGUGGGAAAAGAUUCUCUCAGCUUGGUGCAUUAAACCUGCAUAUGAGAACACACACAGGUGAGAAGCCGUACUCAUGUAACACUUGUGAGAAAAGAUUCUCUCAGCUUGGUGCAUUAAAUGUGCAUUUGAGAGUCCACACAGGUGAGAAGCCAUAUCCAUGUAACACCUGUGAGAAAAGAUUCACUCAGCUGAGCAAAUUAAAAAGACAUAUGACAAUCCACACAGGUUAAAGGCCAUUCCCAUGUAACACUUGUGGAAAAAUAUCUUGUCAGAUGUCAGACUUGAAAAGGCACAUAAGAAUUCAUUCAGAUGCGAAGCUGCAUAAUUGCAAAACAUGAGGGAGAGAUUUGUGGUGACAAUCUACAUGAGAAGAACCUGCUGACACACAGAAAAGAUUCUGUCAUGUGUCUGAAUUGGAAAAGCCUACGAGUCCACACAAGCAAGUAGCCUUGUAUUUAUGAAACGUUCCAGAGGAUUCAGUUGUGACUAUGGAUAAAACACACAAGAACACAUAAUGGCAGCACAUGUUGACAAAAACAAAACAUAAACAAUUGAGCUGAAAUUCUUGUAGGCAAGUGUUCACCAAUAUCUUUGUAAAUGAAUGUAAAAUAUUCUCCAUGAAGAAGAGGUCAGAAUAUCUUCAUGUAAGUUGUCAACAACACUAUCAAGUUUUGUUAAACUGAACUCUUGUUUUUUCUGUAACUACUCAAACUGUUAGCAACAGAAUGUCUUUGAAAGAAGUAUAAUCUCCCAAAUCCUUAAAAAGUCUUUGUUUCACAAGUGAGUGCACAGUAGUGGUUGUCAAAGUGAUGGUGCCAAAUGUUAUGGCUUCAAAAAACAGGGGGCUGAAUUUUAUGAAGUUUUUUAGAAUAAUUUGUAGAAUUGGAGUUUCAAGUUCAACAAGGACUUAAAAUUCUUGUACUUUCUACUAGUACUUGAUAUUUACAAGUGAAGACUCCUGUUUUUGCAAGAAGUUCAAAUGUAUAUGAGAGUGACUGACAUGACUGUUUUAUUUUACCGUAUAAUAACGCUGUGAUGUAAAUAGUUGACUUUUUAAAUGAAUUUUAUUUUUUUGUAUUUUCAUACAGAACCUCAGUUAUUUGAGUGUAUUGUGAGAUCUCUGAUGUUGAAACAGAGAAACUCUAGAGGUGUUGGUACACUUAAGUUUCAUCCUUCAAACUAAAGUCUUUUUGUCUACAGUGUUUAAUCAUUUUUUAUGUAUUUUGUGAUCAGUUUAACUUGAGAGAAAGUUGAAAUAAUUUGUUUGCUGCUUUAGAGAUGACACACAGAUUGCAGAUGAUUUACUUCAUGGUGUUGUCAACAUAUUUUAAGAACAAUAAAAUAUUUUUUCAUGA